Molecule: messenger RNA, 985 nt
Organism: Pseudopipra pipra
Lineage: Eukaryota; Metazoa; Chordata; Aves; Passeriformes; Pipridae
Product: rRNA 2'-O-methyltransferase fibrillarin-like
Exons: 2
Biological process (GO): rRNA methylation; box C/D sno(s)RNA 3'-end processing
Cellular component (GO): box C/D methylation guide snoRNP complex; small-subunit processome; Cajal body
Molecular function (GO): RNA binding; rRNA methyltransferase activity; histone H2AQ104 methyltransferase activity
Source: RefSeq, a predicted model, not a curated record
CACCUGGGCGCCGCCUCGGGCACCACCGUCAGCCACGUCUCCGACAUCGUGGGGCAGGAGGGCGUGGUCUACGCGGUGGAGUUCUCGCACCGCUCGGGGCGGGACCUGCUCAACGUGGUCAAGAAAAGGACCAACGUGGUUCCCGUCAUCGAGGACGCCCGGCACCCCCACAAGUACAGGAUGCUCAUUGGUCAGUCCCACGGACCCAAAAUCGCCCGAAAUUACCCCAAAAAUCACCCCAGAAUCGCCCAAAAAUCACCCAAAAAUCACCUGAAAAAAUGACCCCAAAAUGACCCAAAAAUGACCCAAAAUAAACCCCCAGAGCCCCGGCACCCCCACAAGUACAGGAUGCUCAUUGGUCAGUCCAACGGACCCAAAAUCGCCUGAAAUUACCCCAAAAAUCACCCCCAAAUACCCCAAAAAUCACCCAAAAAUCACCUGAAAAAAUAACAGAGAAAUGACCCCAAAAUGACCCAAAAAUGCCCCAAAAUAACCCCCCGGAGCCCCGGCACCCCCACAAGUACAGGAUGCUCAUUGGUCAGUCCCGCGGACCCAAAAUCGCCCGAAAUCACCCCAAAAAUCACCCCCAAAUCGCCCAAAAGUCACCCGAAAAUCACCUGAAAAAAUAACAAAGAAAUGACCCAAAAACGCCCCAAAAUAACCCCCCAGAACCCCCACACCCCCACAAGUACAGGAUGCUCAUUGGUCAGUCCCACGGACCCAAAAUCGCCCGAAAUCACCCCAAAAAUCACCCCCAAAUACCCCAAAAAUCACCCGGAAAAAUAACCCCAAAAUGACCCCAAAAUGACCCCAAAAUGACCCAAAAAUGCCCCAAAAUAACCCCCCAGAGCCCCGGCACCCCCAGAAGUACAGGAUGCUCAUUGAUCAGUCCCACGGACCCAAAAUCGCCCGAAAUUACCCCAAAAAUCACCCCAAAAUCCCCCUAAAAAUCACCCGAAAAUCACCUUAAAAAAUAACACAGAAA